UUCGCUGAAGUCAUCCAGCGAAUUUAUUUUUCCCUUAUUGAAAUAAAUAACGAUAAAGUGGCGGGGGCAUCAAAUAAUAAUGGAAAAGGGGGACGACCAGCAGCCCCAGUCGACGUUGGGUCUCCUUUACUCGAUUGGGAGGAAGGAGAUCGUUUCAGUUUCGAAGAUUCAGAGCGCUUCGAAGAAGAUUCCUUGUGUAGCUGGACUUCGGAACCUGAAAGUCUAUGUAAUAAUUGGCGAGGAUGGAGAAGACCCAACCUUCAAAAUGCUUUCGGACCACGUUCAACGAAAAAAUCCAUUCAAGAGAAAUUGGUGUCAUCAUUAAGUGAACUGGCAGCCAAAUGUGUCGCCAGUCACAUACCAUUUGAACUUGUGGAACAUGUUUAUCCACCUGUGCCUGAACAACUUCAGCUCCAGAUAGCUUUCUGGAGCUUUCCGGAUAGUGAAGAUGAUAUCCGACUAUAUUCCUGUCUGGCAAAUGGCUCAGCUGAUGAAUUUCAAAGAGGAGAACACUUAUAUAGAGACAGAGCUGUUAAAGAUGUCCUACAAAUCGGUUUUCAUCUCUCUGCCACUGUUACGCCCAGUAUGACAAGAGCACAAUUCAAUGUAGCGGUGACAUUUGAUAGACAGAAGAUAUCAUCAUGCAACUGUACUUGUUCAUCCUCAGCUCAUUGGUGUUCACAUAUAGUUGCUGUAUGCUUAUACAGGAUACAUCUACCGACACAAGUAUGUCUCAGAGCACCAGUAUCAGAAUCACUGCAAAGAUUGAGAAGAGAUCAGUUGCAGAAGUUUGCACAAUACCUUAUAUCAGAGUUACCUCGACAAGUUCUACCAACAGCUCAGAGAAUACUGGAUGAACUUCUGUCAGCACAGCCUAACCAGAUAAACACGACCUGCGGCGCUCCCGACCCCACCGCGGGGGCUUCGGCCUAUGAAUACACAUCAUGGUUCCUCGAUGAAAAGACUUUGCAUAAUAACAUCAAAAAGAUUUUAGUCAAAUUCUGUGUGCCUGCACCUAUAGUUUUUAGUGAUGUUAACUACUUGAGUACAAGCGCGCCCCCAGCGGCUUCAGAAUGGUCGUCAUUGUUGCGUCCACUUAGGGGAAGAGAACCUGAGGGAAUGUGGAACCUACUCUCUAUAGUAAGAGAAAUGUUCAAAAGAAGCGACAGAAAUGCAAUACCGUUACUCGAAAUCAUAACCGAGGAGGUUAUGGCCUGCGAACAGAUAAUAGUGUGGUGGUACAGCACUAAGGCGUCUCUGGUGGCGUGGGGAGGUGGCGGCAAGCACGGUGCCGCUGGUAACUCCGCAGCACAGCACGCGUGUUCAUCGCUAUGUGAUGAGGUUGUCGUGUUGUGGCGUUUGGCGGCCCUCAAUCCAGGGUUGGCUCCCCAUGAGAGAGAUACACUUCAUGAACAAUUCGCUCAAUGGCAUAUGAAAGUGCUUGAUAAGGUGGCCAAAAACCGUAAUAAUCACAUAAACACGUCUCACCCUCGUCAUCGUGCGCACCACUCACCAUACAUCAAUGGUAUCAGUGAGAAUGAAGUAUUCCCAGGAUUCCAUCCAGCCAUGGAGGCGUGCUUCUUGGAAUGGGACGACUAUCAAAUCCAAGGUGUUACAUACACCAAGGAUUUGAACCCUCUAUAUCACAGCCCAUUUACAAUCUUCAGACAUACUGACAAAGACAGUGUCCAUCAGGUGAACUCGUCAAAGGCUGUACUUAAUAACGAGAUGUCACUCAGUUAUCGUCUAACAAAUCCUGAUCCAUCAUUACACGGUCAUAGGACGGUUGUUCACAGGACCAGUAGAAUCACAGUUGAUAUGGCCAUACCUGGACCAUCGAGUCAGCCCUGCGGUUCCGGCGAGGGUCGGAGUGAUGUCGCACGGGACUCUGGCCCUAACGAUGGGAAUCAUUCAAGUGUUUCGUCCGAAGGUUUUUGCGAGAAUGAGGAGGAGAUUCUCCAACAGAGCGGUGGUGAUACAGACUCUCAGGAGUCGACCUCAGCGGGCGGAUCCUCUGACGACGCCGUGAGAAGGGUUUCGCCCGAUGAUUCAGUCUCCGACGAUGAAUGCAACCUGUACUACUACGACGCGGCUGCUGCUAGGAGAGUCGCUGUAGAGAGCAGUUCCAACAACUCUGUCGUACAUUCGGGUGCCGGUGUCAGUGGAUACAACGGCGGUCGCUCGUCAGUAGUGGGGUGGGGUUGCGGGUGGGAGGUAUCAUUCGCCCGCGCCGAGGGUCUACACGCACACGGGCACGCUCGAGACGCCUGCGCACUGGGGGCUCGACUGGCCGCUGAACUACUGGCCAGUCCUCCCGCUCUAGGCGGUGCUGGAGUGGGUUCUCUAUUGAGUGCGGCGGCGGAGGCCCGUCGUGCUCGUCGCCGCCACGCUCCCUCUCCACGUCUGUGCGCUGCCAGCCAUCGGCUCUCAUGUCUCGCAUCCGCUACACUCGCAAAAUGCGCCUUUCUAUGUACUGUGCUGGCCGAAUUUAACGAACAUCAUGAAUUAGCUUUCCGCGUUGGAUUGUACGCUUUGGAGAUGGCCAGACCGCCCGCUAGCACGAAGGCUUUGGAAGUGAAACUCAAUAACCAGGAAACGGAAUUGGUUGCUUUGUUAAAAAAAUUGCCUACCGGCGUCGAACAACUUACGUUAGCAAGAGAAAAAGCGGAACAACUACGCGAAGGAGUCCUGAGAAACCGAGGACCGGCAUUGCUGCCAAUAGCUUUAGCGAGUUUCCUGUUUGAUGUACUAGUUUUAUCGGCUACGGACAAAGAAAACAAACACCCUAAUUAUGUUUCUCAGGCGAGAUUGCCAACGGAUGAAAUGUUAGGAUUCGAAGCGGCGGUGGCGGCUCUGGGUUUAAAGGCGAACGUGUCGGAAGCGGAACACCCUCUAUUGUGUGAAGGAACGCGGAGGCAACGAGGAGAGUUAGCAUUAACACUACUGUCAUUCUAUAAAGACGACCCGGUUAAAUUGGCGCGCAUUAUGAAUAAGCUAUUGGAUCGUGAUAUCCAUCAAUUAACGAAGGGCCCGAUGGUCAGCAUGUACUACACUAAUAACCCCCGUUUGGCGUACCGCGACUCGUCCUACCACGCACAUGCCACGCAUAUGCAACAUACCGCACCAGUCAUGCCACAGGCGUCAGCAUGCCAGUUAGUGGGUGACAUGGAUCGUUUGGCUGUAUCAGAGGGUGGUCCGUCGCCUCCCGCCAUGUCCCAUACCAUGCACACACACCCUCAACACACUCAACAUCCUCCUCAUACCCCCCACCCCUCCCACACGCCCCACCCUCAUCCUUCUCACACCCCUCACCCUCACCCCUCCCAUACCCCUCACUCACAACACUCACAGCAUCAGUCACACGCGCCACCGCACCAGUCGCUGCCAAGGUUGAAGGACUCGAGGUACAAAGGUAAGCGUGUGUAUCCAUCAGUACCGAACCAGCCUUCAGAGGCGUCCGCUCACUUUAUGUUUGAGUUGGCCAAGUCAGUACUAUUUAAAGCCGGCGGUUCGUCGAGCACUAGUUUAUUCACACAAACCUCAUGUGCCAGAGAGCACCACGGACCACACAGAGGUCUUCAUAUGGCUGCAUUCCAGCUCGGGCUUUAUGCGCUGGGUUUGCACAACUGUGUCAGUGCUAACUGGUUGAGUCGCACUUAUUCGUCACAUGUCAGUUGGAUAACCGGCCAGGCUAUGGAUAUAGGAGCACCCGCAAUUUUGUUCCUCAUAGACGCUUGGGAAGGACAUUUAACACCUCCAGAAGCAGCCGGAAUAGCAGACAAGGCGUCUUCAGGUUGCGAUGUACACAUGGUACGUGCGGCGGCCGAGCUUGCGUUGUCAGUACUCCCUCACGCACACGCGCUCAACUAUAAUGAGAUACAGAGAGCCGUACUUCAGUGUAAGGAACAAAGCGAUGCCAUGUUGGAACGAGCAUGUCUCACUGUCGAGGCAGCGGCCAAAGGGGGAGGUGUGUACCCCGAAGUGUUGUAUACCGUAGCCCGGUACUGGCACGAGUUAUACCUCCGUCAAGCCGCUGAGGAAGGUGAAACUCCUGAGGAGACGCAGUACCGCGCGCCGCCACCGCUGGCGGUACCACUACCAUACCCGCUGCCAUACCCCUUCGCUUACCACUAUCCACCACCCAUAUAUCAGCUUCAGGUCGCGCAUCCACCACAGGUACAAUACGGCGGUGCUACAGCGGGUCACCCCGGACCCCAGUACGCGUUGCCCCCAUACAUAGUACACGGCAUAGUAACAUCAACACAUCCGCCGCCAAUGCCGCAACACGUACCUCACGCACCCCAUCCACCGCCAAUGACCGUUAAUCAUCCGGCUCCAAUACCACCACCACUGCCGGCAACACACGCAGCGGUACCAACAGCGGGUGUGAGCGGAGUGGUCACAGUUGGUGCGGUCGGUACCGUCAGCGUGAGCGGAGUCAGCGGAGUGAACACGGUCAGCGGAGUCAAUGUUAACGGGAACGGGGUCGCACCACCCGCACUACCUCAAGCACAGCUCAGAAGACUUCUAGCAGCUUAUAGAGUGGGAAUGUUAGCAUUAGAGACACAAGCUAGAAGAGUCCACGACGAUCGCCCGCAGAAUAAGUUUGGAAGAAACCCUCCAUACGGCGAGCACGUGAAAUGGUUGUUGCGUGUAUCGAAGCGUCUCGGUGCGCAGUACUUGCAUCAGUUUUGCGUGUGCGCGGUUAAUUCGGUGGUGUCACCGUUCGUGUUGUACGAACUCUGCGUGGAGUCAGCCCAUUGGUUGGCUCGAGGCGGACCACACCACCUCGUGAUGCAACACCUUAGAGGAACACUCGCACCUCUAGUACACAAAUGUCAACAGAUGUACAUUCAGUGCAUCCAUCAGAAGCUGUAUCAUCUGACGCCGGUCGAGUAUGAAGAGUUUGUUGGGAUCGUUUUGUCAGCUCGCACCGCCUUCCAGUUGACUCCGGAGGGAAACACGCAGUUCAAAGAGUGGCUGGCAUCUUUACGCAGAUCGAAGUCCUGCAAGAAGGAUCUGUGGACGCAGCUCAACGCGGCCCUUCAGACUAACAGCAAAUGACGCCGGCAGCCGAUAGUUUGUAGGAUGCGGUGUUCCGCGCGCAAACUGUCACACUACCGGCGGUGGCCGCGCUGCCGGCUUUUAUACCAGAUGCACACUAUCUAACAACCCCCACUCCUGCCGCCCCCACUACCCAAACCCCAUAUCCGUUAUAUGUAAUUCGAGUACUUCAGCGCAUAGCAAAUUGCAUGGCGCUAGUGAUAUUAGAGAACGGGGUCCGAGUGAUGCCAUAUCCGCCCUAUGACACUAAUAUCAAAAGGUUUUGCGAUAUGACGUCACAAGCGCCCUAGUAAAGAUAUAAAAGUAUUUUAUGAAUGAACAUUGAAUAUGGAAAGCUACUUAGAGUCCGUUUGAGAUGAAUUAAUUUAAUAGAUUAAUGUUAUCGAUGCCACGCAGACUAUGAUGAUUACCUUGUCUAACAGGAAUCUGUUUAUCGAAUCAUUGUAAGGAACAAUUAUCGAUCAAUUGUUUAUAUUAUAAUAAAUUUGGAUUAUUUUAUGUUCUUAAUGGAAAAUAUAUGAUUAAGUCCACGGGCGCUAGGGAAUUAAUGUCUCCUUGAAAAUUAUAAGAAUGCCUUAAUGUGAGAUCUAAAUCUGCGUGUACGGAGAGUUGUUUUAAAAUCCUCUAGUGGCCUAAAUUGGAAGAAACGUCGUUCUCAAGUGUAAACUAUUUCAGUGUUCUUGUGUACUUGAUAUCAAUUAAGUCGGAUACAAACUUAAUUCUUCUAACUCACUAUGGAAACUAAAUCUUUUAUCUUAAAUAUUACAAUGUGUAAUCAAUGCAAAUAUUUUCUUUUAACAUGCAGACUGCUACUGAACGUAAUUUCUUUAUACAAGACCUGAAUUACAGAUAAUUUGAUGUGGAAUUAUUGAAUACCUCUUUUUAGUUUUAUUUGAACUCUGUAUGAGUAAAGAUCUCUGUUUAUUUUGGACACGGCGCACUGCUCGCUCGGUGCAGGUCGGAGCACCGAGCGUAUGUGUUCUCAUUCAUACUCAUAUUUAUAAGUAUUAUUUAAUUAGAGUCCUAUUUAUACGAGAUGUUUAUGCCACAAGAUACGGCCACGAAGUAACAGCACGAGAAACCUAAAUAUAUAUGAAAUGAAAUGAUUAAAUAGGCUUUGAUAUAUGCAAACAUUUUUGCUAUGCAUUGAUUUCUUUUGCCCCAAAAAAGGCUCAUUGAAGGUUGUGUCUAAAUGUUCGCUAUGUCCUUCUAAACUAUUUUUUAGUGUGUGACUUACGUGUGACUAGCAGUAUACAUCAAUGGAAAGAAUUAUGGGUCAAAAGGAAAACAAAAUUUACUGCGGUUUUUCAACUUUGAAAAAUAUCGUAAUUUAGGGGUAAAGACAAGCAAUUUGGCGAUUGAUAUUUCUAAUUUCUAGAUCUUGCAAAAAUAUUUUCAAGUAACAUGUAUCGCAAUUCCUUGAAUGAAAAAUUUUGGGUUGGUUUUUUUAGGUUCUAUCAUUUUUUUUUUCCUUUAAAUAAUCUUAAGUUUUAGAACAAUUGAAAAUGUUUUUUCCUCUAUAUUUUCAUAUCUUUAGUGCAGGAGCUAUUUAAAAUUAUUGAAUGAGUAGUAGUAUGUAAACGACGAUUUUCUGAUGUCGGUGAAAAAAUUUCACAUUCGAUUAAGUGCUCUGCAAGUAAUGGUCGUUGGGUCGUAUUUUCAACAACAGUACUAAAUUGGAUAUAAAAAUAUAGUCUAUCUAAAUUGGUUAAUAAUUUGGUUAAUUUUGAUUUUUAUUUUCUAUUAAAGAAGAAAAUAAUCAAAGAAAAUUUUUCAUUCAGAAUAUUCAUCAUGAUUGAUUUACCUGUUACUUGAAAAGAAAAUUUCUCAAGAUUCCAAAAUAUAAGGCUACUUCAAGAUUCAAAUUGCUUGUUCUUAUUCAGAGACGGCCAUUUUUAAAUAAGGUUCAGCGUUUGAAAAUGGCCUUAGAAGCUUCUUUUUGAUCCCUUAACUCUUGUGUUUCAGUGUGUAUAUCUGUUAGACUUCGUUAUCAUGAUAUAGUCCGUAAGAUUCUCGUUCGUUUUUAUCUGGCACAAAAUUUUCUAUCCAUAUAAGUUUCAGCGUUCAGCGUUUUUAACUAGUCAAUGUUUUGAGAACCCGUUAAGUGGACCGUUUCAAUGGCCAUUUUAUUAUUUCGUAGGCUAAGAAUUUCGAUACCUCUCGCGCAGAUCUCGUCGUGUGUUAUUCGAGAGGUAUAAAUGGAAUAUGGUCGGAAUGCUUCAUUAACUGUUAUAAUUAUAUUAUGGUUAUAUGUGAAAUUUUUAGUCUGUCUUUAAUAUAACCACAGUAUAUAAAAUUCACCAUUUCAACUAAUGUCCUGAAACCAAUUUCUUUGUCUUUACGUUUAUUUCGCCAUCGAUUCCCCAUAACACAUUCCAAAUUGUAUUUUACUCUUCAAUUCAGCUAUCGGCAUCUUUGUUUCUUGUUUUAAGUAAAUGACCUUAUUUAGAACUCGUAAUAUUGCUCAAUAUAAUAAUGCUUUUCCAUUCAUUCGUUCAAUAUCAUUGAAGCCGUUCAUCAGCUUUCUAUAGUGUACUUCAUUAUGGAUCUCCAUGCAACAUUUAUUUUUUGUUGCUUAUUGUAUUCGCAUUUUAAAUAUGUAAUAAUCGAUCUGACUUCUUAUUUUUAAGAAAAUAAUAUUGAAAUUAAUAACUGACGUCACAGAUUAAGUCGGUAACAUAUUGGUUGUUAAUAUCGUAAAGAGAUGUGCAUACGGUUGUUCGUCGUAUUCAAACUCUCGUGUUAAAUAUGUUGCAUCCAAAAAAAAUAAAAAUAUUUAGCAAUAGAUAUUUUCUGCCGACGUGCGGCCGAAAUGUUUCGUGUGACCUAAAUAAGACGUUAGAAUACAGAUUAUUGGUGUUAACCGUCUAUGCUAUUUUUGAUAUGAUCUUGUCGAAAUUUGCAUAACAUUGGUGUAUUAAAUAUAAGAACGGCGAAACGUGACACAAUCGAUUAGCUGAAAGUAACAUUAUUUACAAGUUUAUAUGUAUUAUAAUAUUAAUUAUAUGUAAUGCGAGGUAGCAUCUUGAGAGCCUUUGAUAUAAAACUGUAACUAUAUGAUGGGAGCCGGCAGCAAAUGUCAUAGUAUCUAUAUAGCAGUGCAAUCGAUGUCGCUAGAUUCCCAUUAUUUAUAUUAAAAAAAUAAAAUAAAAUUAUAUACUAAAAUAUAAGGACUUCCGCCGUCGAGAGCAAUAAUAAAAUUAAUAUAUAAAAUUAAUAUACAAGUUGAUAUAUAACGAGAAAAAAAAAUUUUUAUAAAUGUGCAUUUUUUGAAGAAAAUAAAUAUAAAGUUAUAUAAAUUGUUCAAAUCGAUUUAUAGAAUUAAUAGAGCGUUUAAAGAUAGUGACAAAAAAAAAGACGAGUGUCAUAAUUAUUUAGCGAUUUUUAUCGACGCUAGAUGGCAUAGAGUGUAAGUAACGAAAUAUAAAGGGAUCUGUUUACAAAAAAAAAUAUAUAUAUAUAUAUAUAAACGGUUAAAUAUUUCAACGAAUGAAUAUUAAAGUUACUUUAAACAUCAGAUUUAACGUUCUUUCCUACAGCAUUCCAGGUUUAUUUAACAGGCAAGUUGUUUGUAUUUUGUACGGAGUCACAACGGUGUCUGUCUCGUGUUUAAGUAUAAAUGUCACGUCAGCCUUACAUCGGAAUCGUUAAUGAUAUAUCAGAUAGAUGUAUUGUAUUGGAUACAUUUGUUGCCGGCCUCGGCGGAUAGAUUUAGUUUUUUUUGUUUUCAAAUAAUUAGAUGUUUGCGACAUUCAUUAAUAGUGGAUGUUUCUUUGCAUUCAGUAGUUAGUAAAUUUUAGGAUGCUAGUUAGUAUAAAUUCACGUUCAUGAAUCGGAGAUAUAGUGACCUAUGGAUUGGACACUCGAUGUAGAAUAGUUUAGCUAAAAUUACCAGUCCACAGUUUCAAUAUCGUACUUAACUAGACCGUUGCAAUUAUUGACACCAACUCGUUAAUAAUGCACCUUGAGAUUCAGUAGAAGUCAUAGUGUUAUUAAAUAAACAUACCGAAAAAAAAAAAAUUACUUCAGCCAUAAAAAUUUAAGUGCAAUUUGAAAGGAAAAUCGCAAUUUUGCCGUCCAUAAUUAUUUUGCGUUGAUUUUUGCAAAGCCUCUUCUGAAAUGUCUAUAAUUGUUUCUCGAUAUAUUUACAUUUGAAUAUUUCUUAACAGUAUACAGUCGUCUGCUCGAUGGGCAUUAUUAACAAUAUCUGGUGCAAAAACCGAGCGUUGGACUCGCGGAACGAAAACGAAAGAUAAUUUGAAAAAAAAAAAAAUCUGUCAAGAAACUAUUUUUACACUAUAAAAAAAUAUUAUAUAAUAUUAAAAAAAAAAAAGAUUAAAUAUAUCUUAGAAUCGUAAUAAUAAGACGUUAGUAUGGAGCAUAUUUUAAUUAGACGUUUAUUGCAUGUCAUAGUUGUAAUUUCACCCAGACGUGAGUUGUUCUGAAGUGUUGUGGUACAUUAGUUUCUCAUACAUCUUUUUCAACAUAUCAGUUGAUAAUUUCGAUUGUGUAUCCGCUCUUUAUUAUUUUAUUGAUCUAUGAUUUAUUUGAUUACAAAUAUAAAACGACAAUUGUACGAAACAUCCGACUUUAACAGAAAUCUGACUGAUUUUAGGAAAAUUAUUUAAGUUUUUAUGAUUAAUUUUUUUUUUUAUUAUUAAUAAGAUAUGUGCUUCAUUAUUGAUAUCUGUUUUAAAUUAUGUCAUUAGAUUUUCGUUUCUGACUACACACGGGCCUCUCGAUUGAUAACUAUGUCUGGUUACAUACAGUCUUAAAGUUGUUAAAUAACGGUUUGUAAAUCGUUCACAAUAAUAUGAAGCAUCACAAACCUUUUGAGUACAUUAUAUCAUAAACGUUUAGAUGUUGGUGAUGCAUAAUUUUAUACUGGUUUGUAGUUUAAUUGAUCACUUUUUGUAAGUGUAUUGUCCGCCUAUUAAAUGUGUAACCAUUGCAAUUUGAAUGGCUACUUAUUAGUACGUAAACAUUUAUAUAAUUAUAGUAUUGUAUCGUCCAAAUCGCAUACACAUGGUUUGCAAUCCACAUAGAGGUUCAAUUUCUUUAACAAGUGUUUGCAUUUGAACUAAAUACAGACAGUUUUGAGUUAUUCAUAAAUUUAGUAAUAUCAUGUGUGAUGUGUACGAAUAACUGAUCAGAGACUGUCUGAGUGGUUUAACUAUGCAAACACUUGGUAGGGGUUUUAGUUGUAACUCGUUUGUCAUAUUAUUGAAUGUUUUUUCUCUUGUUUUUCUUAUUAGUUUCUUGCGAAUAUUAGAUAUAUUGUUUGGAUAAGGUCGGUAUAUAUAAAUAUUAUAAUAUUGUCACAAACUGUUUGCAUAGCUAAAGAUCGUUCUAUGUAAGCUGGCCUCCCAUGUCUGAAAGACAAGACUGACAUGAAAGCUCUAAGAAAUAGUCGAAAGAAGUCUUCAUUUAAUACCAACGGGUUACGGGAUGUCAUUAAACAGAUGUGACUUAUUUGUUUCGAUGUUCUAUACUUUAUAUUGUUAACAAUUCGCCACCCGUUUAUGGACAUCCUGUUCAAGGAGCGCCGAUACUUUUAAAUAUAGCACUAGUGCUCAGUUGUCGCAAAUGGUUGUAAUGAUAAAUUUUAUUAUAUUAGUGAAUUAAUAGACUGUUACGCACUAUUUCUGUUUUGAACCCAACAUCUUUGACUUGGCACAUGUUGCGUUCUAGUGCAAGCGAUGUUUCUUUGUUUGACAACACUUUGUGAUGACAAGUACGUGUCUCGCUUGCGGUUGCACGUUAAACCGCAACAGUGUUUACAACUUUGGUAAUUACGAAAUUGCAAUAUCUUUCAAACUUUACUGUAUGUUUUUACUCAAACUCUAAAUAUUUUGACCUCUUAGAUAAUUUUAACGAUUACUUUUAUUAAUAACUACACCUAAGUCUUUUGGCAAGAUAUUUGAAGUAACAUUAUUUAAUUAUUCAAUAUACUUAUUCUAUAUUUAAGAAA
Danaus plexippus (monarch butterfly) is the source of this 11035-nucleotide messenger RNA. RefSeq names its product zinc finger SWIM domain-containing protein 8 homolog (gene Dora). The annotation marks the transcript as partial. Gene Ontology annotation, molecular function: zinc ion binding. The transcript is spliced from 28 exons. Lineage: Eukaryota; Metazoa; Arthropoda; Insecta; Lepidoptera; Nymphalidae. Gene Ontology annotation, cellular component: Cul2-RING ubiquitin ligase complex. The record is from RefSeq and is a predicted model, not a curated record.